This is a messenger RNA of Sebastes umbrosus (honeycomb rockfish), 2484 nucleotides long. It is a transcript of the gene ddx4, whose product is annotated as DEAD (Asp-Glu-Ala-Asp) box polypeptide 4. Bases 180 to 2120 code for a protein of 646 amino acids. Gene Ontology annotation, cellular component: nucleus; P granule. The transcript is spliced from 23 exons. The record is from RefSeq and is a predicted model, not a curated record. Gene Ontology annotation, biological process: cell differentiation; gamete generation. Gene Ontology annotation, molecular function: ATP binding; RNA binding; RNA helicase activity. NCBI's taxonomy places the organism in Eukaryota, Metazoa, Chordata, Actinopteri, Perciformes, Sebastidae.
GGGCGGGAAAGCAGCGGACCUGGCAACCCUGAGCUCGGCAGGUCAGUGUCGUGUGCAACACGUCGACUCUCUCUGAUGAACCGAGCAGCGACCUGACUGACUGAGCGGAGCGACGCCACGAAGAAAGAGAUAAAUCAUCAUAUUACACCUGAAGAAGCGUUUAAAAAAGGUGAUCAAAAAUGGACGAGUGGGAAGAAGAGGGAACUAGUACUACUGCACCAACCAGCCACACCUCAAGUGAAGUUACCCAAGGAGGCUCCUGGAACAGUGAUGGUGGCGAAUUUGGAAGGGGUCGUGGUGGAAGAGGCCGAGGCAGACAAGGAGGAUUUAAAAGCUUCUCUUCAGGUCCUGAUGAGAAUGGGAAUGAUGGGGACAGCUGGAACAAUACAGGAGGAGAAAGAGGCGGUUUCAGAGGUAGAGGUGGCAGAGGGCGCGGCAGAGGAUUUGGCAGGACAGAUAGCAGUGAAUUCGAUGGAGACGAUGAUGAAGUGUGUGAAAAUGGGUUUAGAGGAGGAAGACGAGGCAGCAGAGGAGGUUUCAGACGAGGUGGUGACCAGGGUGCCAGAGGAGGCUUUGGAGGAGGCUACCGUGGGAGAGAUGAGGAGUUCUUUGCUCAAGGGGAAGAUAAAGAUCCAGAAAAGAAGGAUGAAAACGAGGGUGAAAGACCGAGGGUCACGUAUGUUCCCCCAUCCCUCCCCGAAGAUGAAGACUCCAUUUUUGCCCACUAUGAGAAAGGCAUCAACUUUGACAAGUAUGAUGACAUCAUGGUAGAUGUCAGUGGAACCAACCCACCGCCGGCUAUCAUGACUUUUGAAGAGGCAGCAUUGUGCGAGUCCCUGAGAAAAAAUGUCAGCAAGUCGGGUUAUGUGAAGCCGACACCUGUGCAGAAGUACGGCAUGCCAAUCAUCUCUGCUGGCAGAGAUCUCAUGGCCUGUGCACAGACUGGAUCUGGUAAAACGGCUGCAUUCCUGCUCCCUAUUCUGCAGCAGCUGAUGGCUGAUGGUGUGGCCGCCAGUUCCUUCAGUGAGGUGCAGGAGCCUGAAGCCAUCAUUGUGGCCCCAACAAGGGAGCUCAUCAACCAGAUUUACCUGGAGGCCAGGAAGUUUGCCCAUGGGACAUGUGUGCGUCCAGUAGUGGUAUAUGGUGGAGUCAACACUGGACACCAAAUACGAGACAUCUUAAGGGGGUGCAAUGUGGUGUGUGGAACCCCAGGGAGGCUGUUGGACAUGAUAGGAAGAGGAAAGGUUGGGGUGAGUAAGCUGCGGUACUUGGUGCUGGAUGAGGCUGACCGGAUGUUGGAUAUGGGUUUUGAGCCUGACAUGCGCCGCCUGGUGGGCUCCCCUGGAAUGCCGUCCAAAGAGAACCGCCAGACUUUGAUGUUCAGUGCCACCUACCCUGAGGACAUCCAGAGGAUGGCGGCUGACUUCCUCAAGACCGACUAUUUGUUCUUGGCUGUGGGUGUGGUGGGCGGAGCCUGCAGUGAUGUGGAGCAGACGUUUGUCCAAGUCACCAAGUUCUCCAAGAGGGAGCAGCUCCUUGACUUUCUCAAGACCGUUGGAGCGGAGCGCACCAUGGUGUUUGUGGAGACCAAGAGACAAGCUGAUUUCAUUGCCACUUAUUUGUGCCAGGAGAAGGUUCUGACCACCAGCAUUCAUGGUGACCGCGAGCAGCGGGAGCGAGAGCAGGCUCUGGCAGACUUCCGCUCCGGCAAAUGUCCCGUCCUGGUGGCAACCUCUGUAGCUGCCCGCGGUCUGGAUAUUCCAGAUGUACAGCAUGUGGUGAACUUUGACCUCCCCAACAACAUUGAUGAAUAUGUCCACCGUAUUGGGAGAACUGGCCGCUGUGGUAACACCGGAAGGGCGGUGUCUUUCUAUGACCCUGAAGCUGAUAACCAACUGGCCCGCUCCCUCGUCACAAUCCUGUCCAAGGCCCAGCAGGAAGUGCCCUCAUGGUUAGAGGAGUCUGCGUUCAGCGGUCCUGGAGCAGGCUUCAACCCCUCCAGGAAGGGCUUUGCCUCCACAGACUCCCGGAAGGGAGGAUCUUUCCAAGAAAAGGAUGUGAGAAGCCAGCCGGCUGCUCAGACUGCUGCUGCGACUGCAGAUGAAGAAGAAUGGGAAUAGAGGAAAUAUUAGAGCAACAUAUCCACACAGCAUUGAGUUAUUUUUCUUUUCACAUGUUCAGCUUGUUGUAGUUUUAUCAAAGUAUUUUUGUUUGAAGGGGGGAAAAAAGGUUAAAUGUUGAGCGAGAUGUUAAACGGGGAAACCAGGUCUCGUUUAUGACGCGACAACUUAAUCGGUCUUCAGUGACUGGCAUAUUGUGGCAAAUUUGUUUUAUUUUUUAUAUCAUCACUUGCAUUUAUAACAAAGUUAAUAAGGAAAACAAUGUGUCUGACCAAAAGACAAAACUUAAGGAUGUCAUAUUCCAACUAUAUUUUGUUUCCAUAAAGGUCACCAAUAAAUAAGUAUUUGUUCAAAGCAAAGCCUA